Molecule: messenger RNA, 2591 nt
Organism: Sclerotinia trifoliorum
Lineage: Eukaryota; Fungi; Ascomycota; Leotiomycetes; Helotiales; Sclerotiniaceae
Source: the annotation of a GenBank genome assembly
AUCAACAUCUAAAUGCAUUACAAAUACUUCAUUCAAUUUUCUAGAACAUUUCCUUUCACCGACUCAAAACCAAUCGGCUGUUUGAUCCUGUUUGAUCCACCUGGACCGACUUAUUAAUCCUCUUCUUUCUAACUCCCACUCCUACAUCAUACGACUACCGACUGAAAGAGCACCGAACUCACAUCCAUUCUUCUUUGUACACGCACACACUGCAGAGAACCAUUUAGCUCAACUUCUACCAAGUGACUGACCUCCUUGCCCGCUUAAAUUGAUAGGACUACCCUGUUCUCUUAAAAUUGGUACUGAUUUAUCAUCAUGUCCUUUCGUGGAAAGCUAUCGAAGGCUUGUGAAAGAUGCAGAUUCCGGAGGCUCAAGGUAGUAUCAGCCACCCCUUUUUGUUGUACUCCAAGAAUAACAAAUAUUGUAGUGUGAUCUUGCACCUGUGACUUGUGCUUCAUGCACCAGAGCUGGUGUUAUCUGUACUGGAUAUAGGAACACUGAACAACUCCGUUUCAAAGAUGAAACCAAUAAUUUACAUCGAAAAGCCAUCGCCAUGCGCAAGACCGCUAAUGAAUCAGGAAAUGGACGACAGCCGCUACUGGUGAUAGUAAGGGCUGUCGAUGAACCGCGUUAUCUUCCAAUAGCACUCGAUGUUCAGGCCAGGAAAUUAUUCUUCGAUCAUUACAUUAUUGCCGGUCAAAUCAAUGGUUUAGGAGCUUGGGAUUUUCUUCAACCAUACCAUCAGUCGAUCAGAGCACCAGUGCAUCUACAGUUGACAAUUGAUGCCGCCAGUUUAGCAUAUCUUUCACAUCAGCUGGGUUCCGAAAAAGCGCGUUUGAUUGCUUUGGAACGAUAUACUGCAGCUCUUGGACUGAUGAGUAAAGUGCUGGAGUCGAAAGAAACUUCCCAAAAGAUGACAACACUCUUCUCGUCACUACUUCUAGAUUUGUUCGAAAAGCUCUCGACAAGCCAAAAUCUUUCAGAUAAAGCAUGGACUAGCCAUUUACGUGGAGCUCUUGCUAUAGCCGAAAGUUGUGAACAUCGUACUAUGACAUCUAGGGCUCUAAUGCGUGCUUUCACGCGAUUAAACGUAAAUCUGCUCAUCAGCUCACUCGCAGCGGGAGUGGCUCUUCCUAGUAGCUUUUUUAGCCUCCGAGAAUAUUUGGAGGCGAAUUUCUCCGACGAGGUUACGAAAGACCCUAAAUGGCAUUUAUCCGACAUCAUGGCACGAUAUGUUACUUUGCAGAGCGAUUUUCGAGUAGAAAAAGGUGCUAGAAAAAGUUCUCUUCGAGAAGCAAGAGAACUGGAUCGUAUACUUAUAACGUUCUCUGAACGCGACGCGACUAUAAAACAAAGCUUUGAGAGUCAGCCAUCGAGGAUGGUGUAUGGCAAUAUGUACUAUGCAUACCCUGAUAGGUAUUCAACUCAUACAUGGAAUGUUGUGAGAAUAGCCCAUAUUCUAGUGAUUAAUUUCCUUACUCGCAACUCCAGCGCUGAGAUGGAGCGCCUCGAGCUUGUUCUCAAGGGAAAUGAGAUUGCAUCAAACAUUUUUGCUUCUGUUCCACAGUAUGUCGACUGUAUGGGUGCGGUAAAAUCCAUCGGGCAAAUAGAGUUACUAGAACCAGUUGUCCCAUCGCAGGAUUCUUGCACGUCGCAUACAUCUUCACAUAAGUUGGCUUGCUAUACACUUAUAUUUCCUCUAUACGUCGCUGGAUCUGUCAGAGGCUCGGAUCCUAGACUAUGGAAAUGGGCUAUUGAAAAGUUGCGGUACAUCGGCAGCCAUUUUGGUAUCCGAAAUGCUGAAGUCGUUGCCCAAAUCCUCGAGGAAAGAAGUGAGAAGGAUCCGUGGAAAAUUUAUGCCAUGCUAGGAAGCUAUGCAUUCGGAGCUUGAUGGUUUUUAGGCCCAGCCUACAUGUAAAUGAGACAUUCUUACUAAUUUCUCGGUCAGAAUCCUCUCUCUUAACAAAGCGGGCGCUAGACACCCAAUUCAAGCUUUUUGAAGCAAUUCCUGCCCAAUUCAUAUUGGGUACCCUACCCCGGACGGAGACUUAUCUCUAAGAGGAUAUUGCUGCGAAACAUUUAUCUGCUAAAGAUUUCAUCGUUGCCAUGAACUUAGUCAUCCAGGUUACAACGUUACUUCCCGCGUGCCCAUGACCCGCCUGAGAACACAUCACCAACCUCGAGAACCACGUACUGGAUCCUUGUCUGAAGAAGCACGGCCCGUCUGACCAGCGCAGAAACAAAAAGGUUCGUCUCUUCCUCGCAUCCCUUUGCCCAUUCGUUAAUACCUUCAAUAAAUCUAAUCCUGCGCUCUUCAGUGAUUUGGGAGACCACGAUAGACUUUUGCUGCGAUGUCUUGUCGGCCCGUUCCCACACUAUUGCCGUGCCUUGAUCUCAUUUAAAGUCGAUUUCGCCACAGAAGAACACCUCAGGCAUGUAACUAGAUUGAGCCAUCCUGAUUGGCGAAUUCUCAACGUUUAGUUACCCCAUAGUUUGGAUUCGGAAAAUGUCCCGAGAAGCUUACAAGAAUUGUAAAUAACGCUAAUGCUAGGUCGACGGAAACGAAUGCUGCUAAUGUGCCGUUGUCGCCA